AUGCUUUUGUUCAGACAUUUAAGAGUAAAUUAUAGGAAUGCUGACCGUGAUUCUCCUUGUUUUUUAACAAACCCGAAAAAAUGUAGCAAAAUCAUCCCAUUUUCAGUGAUUAUUGGAAGUACAAAUGACUAUUGGUAUGCCUUGACAAAUAAUUUGGGUCCGGUUUUACUUCAAGUAUAUUUGCAUAGGUUAAACGGAAAUGCAAAUGCUGUAAAUAUUAAAGCAGCAUCAAAAUAUUACAUACAGAAAUUUGGGUGUAUUCAAAGCAUUCAAUGCCAUGAGACCGAAAAUAAGGAAGGGGAUAAUAAUUCAUGCUUGGUUUAUGUGGAGCAAUUUAGUGGGAAUAAUGGAUUCAGGUUAGUAGAAGUAUGGCCAAAGACAGGUAGAUUUUGUGCGAAUCGCAACCUAUUGGUUAAACUUUUAUGGAAGUGUUUACGUACUUAUAAAAAUCCAAGUUUUAGGUCUGUGGUUUGA
Molecule: messenger RNA, 474 nt
Organism: Echinococcus granulosus
Lineage: Eukaryota; Metazoa; Platyhelminthes; Cestoda; Cyclophyllidea; Taeniidae
Exons: 5
Coding region: 1-474 (157 amino acids)
Source: RefSeq, a predicted model, not a curated record